AUGGCGCACUUUUCCCCCUCUAGCUAGUAAAAAUAUGGAGGCACGAAGUAGUCCUUUGAUUCGUGAAAUCUGCUGCUAAAGCAGUGUUUGGACAAGCAAGAUAAAGCCAGGUAGCAUGUAAUUCUUUAAAAACUUCUUAUUUUCAUACAUUUUAGCUUCAAACCAGUUCUGGCGAAGUUAGCUAAAACGGAUCAGCUACAGCUGCUAGCAGCGGGAGCUAGCUGCUAGCAGCUGCGAAACACACAAGUAGGACUCGGAGGAACCGGAGUUUAUGGAUUUGGAUUUUUCCUUUAAUCAAUAUGGGAAACCUAACGAUGACCGGCGAAACGUCAUUGAAAGGAGCAGUUUGACGGGUCGUCCCAAGCGCCAGUUGACAUUUUGUCCCCAGUCCAACCGGAUGUCGCAUAAAGAAGUUGCUCAGGCAAGGAAUACCCAGCUCCCUCCACCCCCAGCAAACGGCUCUCAGCGGGGAGUGCAAGGGACAGAAGACGAGUAAACGUCCGGGGAGCGGAGAGCCUCAGGUCAGUUCGGCCUCCGCUGAGGAGUCCACCAAAUCUCCUCCGAUGUGUGAGCCAAGGAGCUGCCAAUGCAUCCAACCUCAACGCCGACCGUCACAGCCAGGAGCCAUGGGCUGCGGCCUGCGCAAGAUCAAACCCCCGUCUGAGGAGAACAGUCCAGGGAAGAUUUACUCCACCCUGAGGAGACCGCAGGUGGAGACCAAAGUGGGCGUGGCUUACACCUACCGCUACCUGGACUUCCUGAUUGGGAAAGACGGAGGAACCUCCACGCUGCGCCUCUCCUCGGUGCGGGAGCUGCCCGCUCAGCUGCAGGAGCUGUACCAGCAGGGCUUCGUCCUCGCCGCUGUCCACCCCUUCAUCCACCCCUGCGGCCCCGAGUCCGGCAGCCCACAGCACCACCUGUACCGGGCCAUACUGGUCCGACUCAGUGAUGGGGCGGAGAGGAGCCCGUCGGUCUGCCCACAGUUCAAGCUCCAGCUGGAGGAGUGUCUGUCUGCUGAGCGGGUUCCCACCCCAGAGCUGAUCCAGGGCUACAUCAAGAAGCAGGUCCAGGAUGCUGCCGACCAGGGGGUGACGUUUGUGGGAUUCAUCCAGGAGCCGUACGGGGCGUUAUGCGCCCGGAUAAGAGAGCCGGAGACCCCCUCACUGUCCUUGCACUCCAGCCCCAGCUCGGUGCUGGGCUCCCUGGGCAGCUGCGGCCCGUCCAACCCUCCGAGUCCCAGCCGCCACGCAGAAUCCGCAGCUCAAGCCGUGGAGAUGCGGGGGAACGAGGAGAGGGAUCGGCGUGACGGCGAGGCCGGGGUCACUAAGGACGGCGUCUCCACUGCUGCGUCUCCAUCGCCGGAGGAAGAUCUGGACGGCGGCGAGGAGCUGACAGAGGAGGACUCGCCGUUACACAACGGCAACAAGGACAGCAAGCCAGACGCCAAGGAGAGGCCAAGAUACCGGCUGAGGAAAGGUGAUGGAGUGGAUCUGCUGGCUCUGUUCAACCACCCGCCGGUCCGGGAAGGCCAGCUCAAGUACUACACGGUCAAGGUUCCCCUCCGGGUUCAGAACUGCAAAGAGGGCGUCAGAGGGGUGGAGGCCAACUGGCUGGAUCACAUGACGCAGCACUUUAACAACGGAGCCUUGCUGGUGGACGGAUACUUCCACCUCGGCGCAGACGAUUUGUUAUCUAAAUCGGUGGAAAGUGUCUUCGUCUUCCAGGAGGCGAGCGAAGAAGAGCCUCAUGUGGCCACACCCACUUAUGACGCCAUUGUGGUGGAGCAGUGGACCAUCAUUGAUGGUCUGCAGGUGAAGGCCGAUUACGUCCCCCUGCUUCAGUCUUUGGCCACGUACGGAUGGAGACUCACCUGCGUGCUGCCAACCCCUGUAACCAAGGCGAACAGUGACGGAAGUCUGUCCACCAAACAGAUCGUGUUCCUGCAGAGACCCGUCCUGAGCCGAAAGAGGAGAGAAUCAAAGAAAUUAAUCUUCAAGACCCGAAGCAAGUCCAACAAGAACAGCACCAAAGACUCUGCAAAGAACAAGAGGAAGAGGACUAAAGGGGAGAAGGACGCUGAAGAUCCUAAGAGCUCCAACAACACAGGAAAGCAGGAAGACGGCAAGAAGGAGGCUGAAACGGCGAACGCCGCCGCCACCGCCGAGGCGGAUGAAACUCACAGAGGAGCAGAGGAGUCGCAGGAGGACAGACAGACUGAAAGCAGAAACGAGAAAAACAGCCUGGAAGUGGAGAAAGAAGUCGCAACCGUGGCGCUGGAGGGGGAGGAGCUGAAGGAGAGGAGUGAAACCGUGGCAACAGUUGAAAAGCAGAGUGAAACCAAAGACGAGGAGAUCGUGAUGGAAAACGGCUUAGAAGGAGAAGAGGAGGAAAAGGAACGUGAAGAGAUUGAAAGCAGGAAAGGAGAUUCUGUGGAGGCGGAGCUUAAGGUGGAGGGAGUGGCUGAGCUGCAUGCCUAGCUCCUCCCACUUUCCCUCCUGACUGUUUUUUUUCCGGCGUGGUCCUCAUCAGCUCCUUUUUGCAGUGCCCCGCCUCCAUCCAUCCAUCCAUCCAUCAUGUUUGAUCCCCAAAGACCUUCUGAAGGUUUUUUUGCUAGGCGCGGUCCACUGUACCACCACGCACGCUGAAUGUACCAGCAGAUGCUGGGGAGGAACCCAUGGAGGCCUGCUCCUGCAGCCACCUGCUAAGGAAAGGAAGCAGAUCCGGCAGGUUCUUGGAGAACUCGGUUUGAUCGACUUUUUCUCCUCCUGAGGAGAAAGAAGGAAUAGAAUUACUUGUUCAACCACAAAGGGGCGCUAGAUCCCCUUCAGCGCCGGUGAGCUAAAGGAUGACGCCUUCCUGGCUUCGCCACGGACUUCCAUACAGAUAAAGCUCUGGCUGGACGCAGGCCCGACUCCUCCCCCAGGACAGAAGUGGAGGAGGCGGGGAGGGCGUUUGUUGCGACAGGCAAUCCAAAGUGGGAGGAAGUUACUUUUUUAUGCUGAGCUCUAAGCCGCCAAGUGCUUCAAAGAGAGCUCCUCACCGGGCGUCGGUGGCGAGCAGAGAGCUCACCUUCAAUCCAGAAUGUUCCGCUUUCAAAGCCAAGUCAGAGACGGAGGAAGUUCCACUGAAUGUUUGCACCUCAAAGCCAAGGCACACCUUUCAGUUGAGUUUCAUACACGCCGAUGAGGAAGUUCGUUUCUGCCUCUUUUCUUUUCUCCUGGGAGUCAAAAUAAGAAGCUACUGUCUCUAAAUCAGGACCACCGAAGACCAAUUUCUCUGUCAGAGAUGUUUAGCAGAGUGCAUGUAAAAUGUGGAGAGAGGACAAAAAAGCAUAGCUAAAGUGAUGAGUCAUAACUAAAAACUCAUUUUCCCCUGAAUUACUUUAUCCAGAAAUAUUCUGUAAAUAUUUCAUAUGGAUGGAAAUCUGUCCGACGUGUUAAAAAUGUGUUCACCGCCUUGAAAUAUUAAGGAUUUGAGAAUCGCUUGAAAAAGUCACACAGACUCAGAUUUAGUUGGGAACAAUGUAAAGCGGUAUCCAUGACAACGGUUGAUGCUGGCAGGCGUCUAAAGCUACCAUCAGAAAGAAGUAGCCAUUCCUCCAGUUCUACUACAGCAGAAUCCCACUAAAGCCUCGUUUCCACUGAGCGGUCCGGUACGUUCCGGACCGAUCCUAUAUUUUGAGUGUUUCCAUUAUAAAAUGGACUCAUUAAGCCGGUCCAAAGCGUACCGUCUUUGGAACCCCGUUGGUUGUAUGUCCAUAGAAAAUUGGAAAGGUUGGGGUGGAACUACUGUCAUCACACAAUGAAACCCGUUGAUUGGCAGAAGGUCGAACCAGCUGCAACAUUUUCGUCUGUAUUCCUCUUUGCCGCCCGCAAUCUUCUCUCAAACGCCUUUAAAUAGAUACGAAGUACCAAAAUCUAAGAAUAAAAAAAAAAGCAUCUGGUUGACCUCCGUUGUUGUCGAUAGCUUCACUUUUGCUGUAGUCACACUACUAUGACGCCAAACUUUGCAUAAGGUGUACACCCCACAUGCGCCGCGAUGGCCCCACUUUGAGUGCAAACACUCACCUGAAUUGCCCGGACCAUUCUAAACCAGCCUUUGAUUCAAAAUAGAAACCUUAUAAAUUGUUGAGGUCCAUAGCAACCAUAUGAUUUUACGCUUCACUGGAGCUGGUUAAUAUGUCCACCAAGUUUCCUUCCCUUAUCUCAAACUAAAUCGUUCGGUUUCCAUAGCAACCAUGUAAGAAACAGUUUUAUAGAUAUUUGAUGAGGAUUUCUAGCUUUUUUCUUACUAGAGACUGCCAUAUUGGUAAUACCUCUGUGGGAACCUAACCGUUGCGCUUUAGCCCUUUUCUCAACACCGUGAAAACAGUAACUCAUUAUUUUGGACUUCUUUUCCUGCCAUAGUUUUUCCUGAAACUGGCAGAGAUAAACGUUGAUGCAGUUUUUCAGUGAGAGCAGCUGAAACGGACGUUUGUAGGAACAACUGACAGUGCCUGUCUGGGUCCGUCACGGAGAUCUUGGUUCUGUUACCUCCGGCUCUGAGGGCGCCUGGGGGGGCGGACGUCCCGGCGGGAGGCAGGUGGCGCCAUUCCCGGCGCACAGCUCCAAGUGGCUGGCUAAUGGAUUUUACCAGCGGGGGCUCUGCCUGUAAUCAUGCAUUUAUAAUCACUUUUCUUGGGUCGGGUGGGGGGCAGGUAUCGACAACGAGACACCUCAACACGUCAAGGACUUCUCCUAUCAGAGAGCUGUCCUUACAGCAGAGGAUGAUGGGAAAUUCUGCUCCCUGGACAUAAACGGUCCAGUCUGUCGCCACAGAGAUUUGCUUGAGUGUCUGAAGGCGAAUGUUUUCGUGCGUAGAGUAGCUGCUGAAACCGUCCAGCCGUGUCCUGUGAAUGGCUUCAGUCCGCCGUUAGACGUGUCCGCUAGAGGCGUUUGGUGAUCUAAAUGUUCUGUGUUCCUUAUCGUCCCACAGGGGGCUUUGGCUGCCGUUGCUCUUUUAUCGCUGGAGUUCAGAGCUGGGGGGGCGGGGCGGGGCUGUGCCCCCCCUUCAUGAAGCUGUUGUGUUUUUGGACUUCGUUGUGAAUGUUUUAUGUUUUUUACUUUGCUGGGGGCUUUGCGUCGCCUCCGCUGAAGCUCACGACCAUUGGAACGGCGCCUCCUCCUCCUCCUCCUGGGGUCGGUUUCACCGCUGAGGGGGAGGCACGGCCCUUCUGAAUGCACGGCGGCGGCGCAUGAAGUCAUCACUGAGGAGGUCGAGGGUCAGAGAAGGGUCAUGGACUGAUGACACUGAAAUGUGAUGAACCAG
Messenger RNA from Oryzias latipes (Japanese medaka), 5307 nucleotides. It is a transcript of the gene rftn1b, whose product is annotated as raftlin, lipid raft linker 1b. Lineage: Eukaryota; Metazoa; Chordata; Actinopteri; Beloniformes; Adrianichthyidae. The record is from RefSeq and is a predicted model, not a curated record.